AUGGGUCUCAGAGCCGUUCAAAGUGAUGAAUUUAUUGAAGAGCUGGGAGUCAGCUCCAUCAAAGCUAACAUCACUCCAUAUGGAGCAGAUCAGGUUCACGGAGGUGAGGUGGGUGUGGCGUGCGGACACUUCCUGUGUGGUGGGCUGAGUCUAGUCCGGUGGAGAAGUGUGUAUGGGCCGGGGUGGGUGAUCGCAGACAUGGAAGAGUCCGGAGAGCGGAGCCCGCUAUUGGCUGGACGAUCACAGUCGUCUCCUCCGUCCGUGUUCUCUGGCCGCCGCCUGGCCUGUGCCGCUGUACUGCUGUCCGAGCUCCUGGAGAGGGUGGCCUUCUAUGGCAUCACCUCCAACCUGCUGCUCUUCCUCAAUGGACCCAUCUAUAACUGGGAGGGCACCGAGGCCAGCCAGGCGCUGCUGCUCUUCAUGGGCGUCACCUACCUGGUGUCCCCCUUCGGGGGGUGGCUGGCAGACGCGCUGAUUGGCCGCUUCAGGACCAUCCUGCUGAGUAUGGUGCUCUAUAUGCUGGGCAUGCUGCUCUUCCCUCUCAUCACCUACACAACCACCCGAUCCGCCUUCUGCGGGGACUUACCUCUGGUCAUUGUGGAAAACUGCACCACCGCCAACACCUCCGCCAUCAAUGGAUCGUACAUGCAGUGCCAGGACCAGGGACUCCGCUACUGUGGCGUCCCCGUCUUCGUAGGACUGAUCGUCGUAGCGCUGGGAGUCGGUUCCGUCAAGGCCAACAUCACUCCGUUCGGAGCCGAUCAGGUCAAAGACCGUGGACCAGAGGCAACGCGUAGAUUUUUUAACUGGUUCUACUGGAGCAUUAACUUGGGUGCAAUCGUGUCUCUGUGUGGGAUAGCUUAUGUUCAACAGAAUGUGAGCUUUCUCAUAGGAUAUAUUAUCCCUGCAGUUUGUAUCGGUGUUUCCUUUCUUGUGUUUAUGUGUGGACAUGCUGUCUUUGUUACGAAACCAGCUGAUGGAAGUGCCUUCACCGACAUGUUCAGAAUAUUUGGAUACUGCUGCUGUAGGCGGAAACAGUCCACGGAGAACCCAAGGCAAAUUAGUCAAACAAACGGUUUGCAUCGGCCUAAUCAAAGCAUUUUGGAUACGGCCAAGGGUUCUCGUGGAGGACCGUUUCGAGAUGAUCAGGUAGAAGAUGUGAAAGCCCUUGUGAAGAUAAUACCAGUCUUUUUGGCCCUAAUCCCCUACUGGACUGUGUAUUUCCAGAUGCAAACCACAUACGUCCUUCAGAGCUUCCAUUUGUUAAUCCCACAGAUAUUUGAAAAUAAAAAUCAUACGUUUCCGGCAGCAUGGCUCACCAUGUUUGAUGCGGUUCUCAUUCUGAUCCUGAUCCCGCUUAAAGAUAAGGUAGUGGACCCAGUUUUGAAAAGGAAAGGCUUGUUACCAUCGUCGCUCAAGAGGAUUGCUGUGGGAAUGUUUUUUGUAACCUGCUCAGUCCUGGCUGCAGGUAUUCUGGAAAGUAAAAGACUGGAGAUCGUAAAACAAGGUGGUACACAGACCCAACAGAUUGGAAAGGUCACGUAUUAUGCGGCAAAACUUGCCAUAUGGUGGCAGCUACCUCAGUACCUUCUCAUUGGAAUCAGCGAAAUAUUUGCAAGUAUAGCAGGGCUGGAAUUUGCCUACUCUGCAGCACCUAAAUCUAUGCAGAGUGCUAUUAUGGGCCUUUUCUUUUUCUUUUCUGGAAUUGGAUCGUUUGUGGGCUCUGGCCUGCUAGCCUUGGUGUCGCUACCCUCUAUUGGAUGGAUGAGCAGUCAUGUAGAUCAAGGUAACAUCAAUGACUGUCAUCUGAACUAUUAUUUCUUCCUGCUGGCUGCUGUGCAGGCCGUGACACUCCUAAUCUUUCUCAUCAUUUCUGUGAAAUAUGAGCGCCAACAGAGCAAAGCAAAUGGAAAGCUGUAAUCUUGUUGGUGAAAAGCUAAACCUUAUGGAGCCACGUGUUGGUGGGCAGCUUGACUUUAGAAAGUGGCUGCAAUUUUCUUCCUAGUAUGGGUGAUGUCCAUGUUUAGUGUACACAGUUCCAAGUGCCCUUUUUGAAAGUGGAGACUUUAUUUUCAAGGUCACUUACUUUGCACUACUUGGAUACUGCAGGACUGUUCCAAGCCUCUAGAAAGCACUGAAAAUGUUUGCAGACCUGCAGGUAUCUACAAAGCUGUCUUUUUGGAAUGAUCUGUGUUGACAUAUCUUGUGUGUUUAUUGUAUCCUAUUCUACUACUGGGUUGUUGGAUUACUGCAUAAUAAUUGGUGAAGUCCGAGAUGAGAUUACUGCAUAACUGGUGGUCCUACAUAAUGCAAUGGUUGGGAAUCUGCACAGUUCGUUUUUUUUUCUUUUCUUUUCUUUUUUUACACUUUGUUUUGUUAAAAAAUUUUACAAGGAUUUUAUUAUCUUUCAACCUAAUCCAAAUCCUUGGAUGUAGGAGCGCUACUGUACACUAUCCUCACUCUGCUACCGCUGACCCAAUAUGUAGUUAUAUGUACGUUUUAGAAAUGCUUCAGGUGAACCAAGAUUGUAUUUUUUUAUCCGUAGCAAUAUUACACUCCUAUAAUUAUGUUGGAAGGCACAGCUUUGGAUCUGCUAGCAAGCAUUGGCUACGGUCGGACAGGAGUCUUUGAAUUUGCUUGCCAAGGCAGCAGAUUCAAUUAUUACACAAUGGAAUCAUAAUUAAACUUUUCUCAGUCGUCUACAUCAAAAAAAAACUUUGAGUUUUCACUGGGAUGUGAGCUGGAGCAGAAUUAACUAUACUAUUAAUAUGAACUCUACACCACAGACCAUUUAGCUUCGCCUUGUCAAUAGAAGUAUUCUCGGCAAGACCCCUUUCACGCUAGGGCCGUGUUGGCGCUAAAGCGCCGCUCGUUUCAGCAGCAUUUAUUUAUUUUUUUGUCUGCUAGCAGGGUGCUUUUAACCCCAAAGAAGUGGUUAAAGGCACCCUUGUUGCGGUGCUUUUUGAAAUGCUGUUCAGGCGCUUUGAAACUAAUGAGCAGCACUUCCAAUGAGCAGAGUGUUUUGAGAGCGAUGAAUACCGGGCUCUCUGCCCCAAAAGCUGCUUGCAGGUCUUUUCCUACUGUUCCGCAAGUGCACCGCCGCAGUGUGAAGUCACACUGAAAUGAAUGGGAGGCGGUCUUUCAUGCGCUUUACAGGCACUAUUUCUAGUGCUAAAACGCCUGAAACACAUUUUUAUCCUGUUGGGAUUAAACGUAUAAAUGUAUGCAGCAGUUAUUCUGUACAUUAAAUGUUGAAAAAAUAGUGUCCCAUACAGUAUUUUGCCCCAUUUACAUCGUAUGCAACCCCCCCAUGUACAUAUCAGUUCAAAGUGUUGGGCUCCAUUCACACCUGAGCGAUCUGAAUCGCUGCGAAAUUUGACAUAUAUUUGAAAUUGCGGAAUGCUUGUGCGAUGCCAGUACUUCUUAAUGGCAUUCCAAAGCAAUUUUGCCGCGAUUGUUGUGCGAUAAACCGCAACUUGCAACGCAAGAGAGCGAUAAGUGGUGCACAUUGCGUGUUUUUUUUUUUUUUUUCCAAUUUCAAUCACUCAGGUGUGCAUGGAGGGAAAACUGUUCUCUGUUAAAACCUUAUAUUUAGCAUAGGGAGAUAAUCUUUUCAUAUGAUUAACCAUUCUUCACCUUGGGCUAAGUUCACACUGCUGCGACUUUGCCAGGCAACUAGAGUACUACUUUAAAGUAGCACAGGAAACUUUUCUAAAGUCGGAAUGACUUUAGCAGUGCUAAUUGAGACAGCUGUCAUUGACUAACUAGGAUUUCACAUGUCAUGCGACUUGAGGUCACACAAGUCGCAUAUUAAGUCGCAGCAGUGUGAACUGAGCCUUAAUCCUCUACCUUUUUUGAUGUAGCCUUUUUCUAAACUGCAUAAACAUUGCAAAAUGAAUUUUUAUUCAUGGUGUUUUAGGGGUAAUGGUUGUACCUGAGCUCUUGUAAGUCUGUAUUCUCGCUACAUGUGAGCUCCAGCUACAAUUGCGUUAUGACUUGUAUUCUUAUAAUGGUUCUACUACCUGUGGUCUAUAUAUACUGACUUGAAGCAGUUUUUUUCAUCUUUUUUUAGCAGGCUUUUUUUGUGGUUAAAUUCUGGUCUGAUCUCAAUCAUGUAUUAGUUUAUUUUGAUAAUAACCUGGUUUAUGCUUAUCAAAAAGGCAAAGAACGAUGUACAAAUGUCAGAUUUCCAUUGAUCCGUUUUAGCGAUCUGAGAUCGAAUUGGUUGUUAUCAAUUUGAUAUAUUUUUGAACAUUCUCUUUGUGCUUGCAUUGCAUUUGUGAAUUAACCUGUUGGUGUGCACAGAUGCUGUGAUGGCACUUGAGCUGUUGGGUUCCAUGCAACUCUGCAGGAAAAAUUGCCAUGCAACUCGCACAGCAUCCAAAGUGAGAGCUGAAUGGUACAGUGGACCCCAAACAAUGCAACAUGUUUAUGUGCACCACCAAAGCACCCCUAAAAUACACGCCUCUGGUUUUAUCAAUCUGUUACUUCAUGGGGUUGGUGUCUGGUUCAGCACCACUCUACUCCUCAGGAGCGAGUCCUCGGACUAAGCAUGAACAUCCAUUUAACAUUUUAUCGUAUUUAUUCUUUGGUUGUGGUUCAUUUCUCUAUUACAGAUGAGAUGUUCCUACGUACUGCAAUAGUGUAGUAAUGUAAAAUGUAAUGAUUCUUGUAAUAUUUAAAUUUCUUUGUAGCAAUCAUGAUCUGACGCACAAAAUUGCAUCUUUUUUAUUGUAUUUUAAAAUUAACCAUAACCAGAAAAUUUUAAUGUGACUUGUACCAGACAAAUUAUAAGUAGGCACAUAUGAUUUUGAAAGGGCUUUUUCUUGGCUCUUAACAAGGCUGGCCAGAAAUGGGAUACUAUCCUCCCCAAACUGCCACAUUGUAAUUGGGUUUUCUGGGUGCUUUUUCACUAAACGUGUACCAGGAAGAAGCUGGUGAUUCUUCAAAAAAAAUAACUGACUAAAUACAUUUCUGCUGUCCCUUUUCACCUAAGAUGCAUUAAAAAAAAAAAA
Rana temporaria (common frog) is the source of this 5015-nucleotide messenger RNA. RefSeq names its product solute carrier family 15 member 4 (gene SLC15A4). The coding region runs from base 1 to 1920 and encodes 639 amino acids. NCBI's taxonomy places the organism in Eukaryota, Metazoa, Chordata, Amphibia, Anura, Ranidae. Gene Ontology annotation, cellular component: membrane. Gene Ontology annotation, biological process: oligopeptide transport; transmembrane transport. The transcript has 10 exons. The record is from RefSeq and is a predicted model, not a curated record. Gene Ontology annotation, molecular function: transmembrane transporter activity.